AUGACUUAUAUUGCUCAAUGGACUUCAAUUUCAGCAAUUGCAAAGCCACCUCAGCUAAUGUUGAUUAUUCUUUUCCCACUCCUUCUACUCCUGGGGCGCCUGGUAGUUAAGGCGUGGUGGACGCCAUUACGACAUGUACCAGGUCCAUUUUGGGCCAAAUUCUCAAGACUAUGGAAAUUAUUUGAGAUCAGCAGAGCCUCCUUUGAGAAAACCAAUAUUAUCCUGCACAAGAGAUAUGGUCCUAUUGUCCGUAUUGCCGAUAAUGAAUUCAGCAUCGACGACCCAGAGGCAGCGAAAGUUAUUUACGGCCAUGGAAGCCAGUUCGUCAAGGCAAGUCUUCAACCUCGACCUGAUAUCAGGCUUGGCCUAAGCAUCAUUCCAGGGAGACUGACUCCUGCAGUCACCGUGGUAUUAUGCUAG
Lachnellula hyalina is the source of this 420-nucleotide messenger RNA. Its product is annotated as Cytochrome P450 monooxygenase. NCBI's taxonomy places the organism in Eukaryota, Fungi, Ascomycota, Leotiomycetes, Helotiales, Lachnaceae. Bases 1 to 420 code for a protein of 139 amino acids. The transcript is spliced from 2 exons. The record is from RefSeq and is a predicted model, not a curated record. Gene Ontology annotation, molecular function: oxidoreductase activity, acting on paired donors, with incorporation or reduction of molecular oxygen; iron ion binding; heme binding.